Molecule: messenger RNA, 2827 nt
Organism: Neocloeon triangulifer
Lineage: Eukaryota; Metazoa; Arthropoda; Insecta; Ephemeroptera; Baetidae
Product: jouberin-like
Exons: 13
Coding region: 33-2648 (871 amino acids)
Biological process (GO): motile cilium assembly
Cellular component (GO): ciliary basal body
Molecular function (GO): protein binding
Source: RefSeq, a predicted model, not a curated record
UUCCACGGCGAGUGUGUUUACUUUUUACCACCAUGGAAGAUGAUCGAGUCGCGCUUAGCCCGAAGAGGCAGCCGGCGGAAAAAAUUGUUUCGCAACCGAACAAAAGUUUUGAGGAUUUGCUCGAGGAGGCUGUCAGUGCGAGGAAGAAGAAAAAGAAGAGAGGCGGAAAGAAAAAGCUGAAACUGCUGAAAACGUCCUCAGCGAAUGAUGAAGAGAAUUCUGCUGACCUCGUUGGUGAGACGUUCAAAGAUGGCGUCAUCAAUUUGGGUGCUGAGCUGGAAGACGAGGGUCGCGUUCCGGGAGCGCCUGUUGCGAUGUCGAGCGGAAAGCUGCGACCCGCUCGCAACAGCAUUGUUGUCCUGGCGCCAAUUAAACCCACUCGACGCCGCGCGACAACUUCUUCGCCACCACCGUCUGAACCAGACAACAAUAAAACGGCAAACGAAGAGUGCCACUUGAAUGGAAAAUCGAGCCCAUGGGACAAUGAAGAGCAGGGUCGUCUGGAUGCGACUGUUUUGAAUGUUGUCGAAACUUCCGCCGUUGAUAGUCCCGCUCGGAGCUGCAAAAGCCUGAAGUCCAGCAAAGAGGGAAGCGCACCGAGGUCGCCCACAAAAAGCGCACACUCAUUAGGCUCCACUUCUGUUUCCUCGUCGCCCGUUUCAUUAAAUUCGGCAAGCCCGACGGCGCCGCAGACCAAAAGAAGAAGGCGCAAGCUUACAAGAGCUCACAAUCAGCUGCAGGAGAUGAAUGUGCCGAUUGAAAUGACGCCUCUUCGCGCUUCUUCGCGAGAAGCUGGAGCGAAAUCUCCCAUUGAGGAAAGCCAAAACACGAUGCUGAGCGUGAGGAUUCACCUCUGCGAAAUUCCCCUCGCCACGAUGCCGGCGGCCGGGAUUUUUCUGCGGGUGCACGUUUUCGACACAGAAACUGGAUCCGCACUCAAAACGACCCAGGAUCAGUCGGUGCCCUCAGCGUCGACGGGGCUUGUCUCCAAGUUCCGCGGUAAACUCGCGCUGGUGGAACAGGAAUUAAAUUUUGAGGCACCCUUGCAACUGGCUUUGGAAAACAACGUGGUGCUUUUCUUCGAACUGCUCGUGCCAAAGCUGAACAACUACUCGUCGUGCUACGCUCGACUUGAUAUCCAGGAACGCUGCAUCGGCUGGGCCUUUCUGAAGCUGCGCUCCUCGUCGACGGGCCAAUACAACACCGACGCCAAAUUGCGCCUGCAGAUUUACGAGGCAUCCGGUCUGCCCAAAUUCUCACCCUCGCAACCCUUUAAAACGGUGCACGGCUGGUGGAGCAAGGGGCCGUGGAAGAAGACGAGGUGCUCCGUCUUUGUCACUGUCGGAGGGUCGGCCGCCGUCGGCAACAGCCGCAGGAAUUACAACAGCAGCCGGAAAUCGAGCAAAACGGCCAGCAACUGUGAUGUGGCGGCCGAUGAUGGACCAAGCAGGGACGCUCAAAGCAAUUCUCGCACCACCCUCGCCUCUCAUAGCAAGAGCUUCGAACCGAUUCUCCUUCGGAAGGAAGGCCAUUUGUGCAAAGUAACCGACAAAUUUUCCAAACCACUCUCAGCACCAACGUACAACUGUCUAAGUGCCGCGUUUUCCGAGUCGGGCUCGUUAUUGGCGGCGGCAGCGAAUCAGAACAUCCACAUUUUCCAAGCCGCCGACUUUGGUCUCAAGUGCGUUCUCCAAGGCCACGAAGGGUUGAUUUACUGCGUGUCCUGGCUGGAUGAAAAAUGGCUCGUCACAUCCUCGGCAGACUGCCUCGCCAUUGUGUGGGACACGGUGAGCGAAACCAUCUCCAAGAUGCUGCCGCAUCCCUCCUUCGUCUACUGUGCCAAGUUCGUACCUGGCGAGAAGAAUGCGAUCAUUACCGGCAGCAAAGAUAAAACGUUGCGCGUGUGGUGUUCGGAAGAGGACGACGACGAGGGAGAGUAUGACCUGUGGCAGGAGUUGGAUGGUCACCAGGGUUUUGUGACCGCGAUGUGUUUCGACGGAAGUGCAAUCCUGUACUCGGCCGACAGUGAGGGUCUCAUCCUCUCCUGGGCGAAAUCCACCGACAAAUCCACGCGUCAGCACGACUGGCUGGUGCAAAGAGAGUUCUUGCUGCCAGAUUUGAAAGGGGUUUCGAUCAGCGCCCUGCAAGUUCACCCCAGUGGGAAGCGGAUUUUUAUAUCUGCGCGCGAUAGCGUCGUUCGCAUGCUGGACGUUCUCACCGGGGUUGUUCUGCAGAAUUAUUUAGGAGCCCUUUCGCACAAGAUCCAAACUGACUUGUGUCUCAGUCCGUGUGGCUCCCUUUUGAUGGCCGGAAGCGAGGAUGGCUCGGUUGUGGUUUGGCAAGCGGACACUGGCAAAGUGAUCACCUGCCUGUCGAGUCCGGACUGUCCUCCUGCAACCGCUCUGGCCUUCCACCCAAGCGUGCACCUGCUAGCUGUGGGCCAUUUCGGACACAAUCCUAUCAACCUUUGGAUUCCGAGUGCUGCUGAAUUGACUUCACUGGCACAAGGUGACGAAGCCGACGCUGCCGGUCGGAAACUCGGGCUCCCUCAGCAAACAACGCAACUCAUUGUGGACCACUUGCGCCUGCAGGAUAUUAUCGCCCGCAUUGAUCGAGUGCUGCUGACGAGCACAGCUGAGGAGAAAUAAUUAAAAAAAAAUGUAUCAUGCUGUGCUGCACUUUGAGAGUGAGCGUUGAUUCAAAUGGGUUUUGCUGAGUUGUGCACUAUCAUUGUUUUCCUGAUGAUGGCAAAGAUAAUUAUAUAUUUUUUUUAUUCAUGUCUUUUUUUUAACAAAAAAUUAAAAUUGAUAUAUAUUAUGUUCCAAUA